ACAGUUCUUAAAAAUUAUCUUGCUGACGUUUACCUCAAAUUUUUAUUUUCAUUUAAGGCUUCAGUUGAUAAGAGAAAGCCUUGAAAAGAGCCGGCUCCUUUUAAGAACAGUUAAAAGGAUCAUUUUUUAACAAUGGGAAUACAAAGAAUCAAUCCUAACAAUUUAAAGUAUGUGUCACUUUUGACGUUAACCGUUCAAAACUCUGCUGUGAGUUUAUGUAUGAGAUAUGCAAAGACACGAGAUGGUGAUAUAUUCUUCAGCUCUACUGCUGUGUUUUUAGCGGAAGUUGUUAAACUGAUAACAUGUAUUGGUCUUGUGUUUAUGGAAGAGGGGACAUUUCUUAGAUUAAAGGCCAGUGUCCACAAUGCAAUUAUUAAAAAUAAAGUUGAUACAAUGAAAAUGACAGUUCCAAGUCUGAUCUAUGUGCUUCAAAACAAUUUAUUAUAUGUCUCAGCAGCAAAUCUUGAUGCGGCCACAUAUCAAGUGACGUAUCAACUUAAAAUUCUUACAACAGCCGUUUUUGCAGUCAUCAUGUUAAGGAAAAAGUUAAUUCCAACACAAUGGGGAUCACUUUUGAUUCUUGUAUUGGGUGUUGCACUUGUUCAAUUAUCUCAAGGUGGUGAAACCAGAAUUAUCAACGUCGCACAAAAUCGAUUCCUUGGAUUCUCUGCAGCACUUGGAGCUUGCUGCUUAUCAGGAUUUGCCGGAAUUUAUUUCGAAAAAAUGUUGAAGACAUCUGAUUUGUCAGUCUGGAUGAGAAAUAUUCAAUUAAGUCUUCUAAGUCUUCCACUUUCUCUUCUAAUGACAAUGAUCAAUGAUUACACUGCCAUUUCCAACCAAGGAUUCUUCUUUGGAUAUGAUCUUUUCGUUUGGUUCCUUGUUUUACUUCAAGCUUGUGGUGGUCUCAUCGUAGCUGUGGUUGUGAAGUAUGCUGACAACAUACUCAAAGGUUUUGCAACAUCUCUUGCCAUCGUCCUAUCAUGUAUUGUUUCAAUUUAUCUCUUUAGCUUUUUGUUAACUCUUCAGUUUGCCUUCGGAACUAUUCUUGUUAUAAUUUCAGUAUUUUUAUAUGGAUAUGAUCCUAAUAAGAAUAACAAAAGUACUAAGAAAAGUAGUAAUCAUGCUGAUGAAGAAUCUCUUCUUGAUUCUGAACCACAGAAUGUAUAGAAAAUAUCUACAUAAUUUAACAAGCAAUGAAAAGAAAUUUAAAAAUCUUCACAGUAUGCACAAAAAAAAAUUGUAGACUUGAAUAAUUUUCUUGCUAAGAUAUCUGAAAAUGUUAUAUUAAAAAUAUCAGAUAUGUUUUUAAAUCCGAAGAGAAUUUUCUAUUUUAAAUCUUUUACCAUGAAAUCUCUUGAAAAAUUUUAAAUUACAUUAGGAUAUUAAAUUAAAAAUUAUUCAGUAAUUAUGUAAAACAAUGAAACUGAAGACAAAGUUGUACCUUGUACUUACUUACGAUUCAUUAAAGGAAAAUCGAAAUAAAUUUUUACUUACUUUAUGGAA
Messenger RNA from Clunio marinus, 1503 nucleotides. Lineage: Eukaryota; Metazoa; Arthropoda; Insecta; Diptera; Chironomidae. The record is from the annotation of a GenBank genome assembly.